Molecule: messenger RNA, 1233 nt
Organism: Oppiella nova
Lineage: Eukaryota; Metazoa; Arthropoda; Arachnida; Sarcoptiformes; Oppiidae
Source: the annotation of a GenBank genome assembly
AUGUAUGUUGACUUCAGAACCCAUUCAAUGCCAUUAUUUAACGAUUUAGGUUGGAUGUCAUUCAAAGACCUUCUGAAAGUAUUUGUUAAGAACAUCAUCUGCACUGGCUAUGGCCAGGCCCUCUAUGGCCAAUCCAAGGGCGUGACUUCAUUUUCGCCACUUAUGACGGGGGUGGGGGUUUCUGGUUAUGACUACGGGUAUAAUAUACUAUUGGUCACAAACAAUGACACCGUCUAUGGGUGGGGUGCUAAUGGUGGUGGAUGUCUGGGGUUGGGUCACGGAAGUCAAGUGGAAACACUACAACUUAUACGUAAGUUAAGAGGCAAAAGAAUCCAACAGUUUAUCAAUGGUUAUGACUUUGUUCUGGCUAUCACUGAGCAAAACCAUGUGUUCAGUUGGGGGCUCAAUGACCAGGGACAGUGUGCUAGAGAAGCAACAGAUGAGAAAGUGUGUUUAAAACCACAAGAUAUAUGGUAUUUGAAUGACAAGAAUAUCACAUAUGUUUGUUGUGGUUUUGGACACUCCCUGGCGCUCACCACUGAUGGACGCGUAUACGAGUGGGGCAAUAUUUAUGCGUCAGUUGCUUUCAAUUCGAACUUCCGCAAAUGUUCACCAUUAUUGGAUAAACCUCUGGGUUCGGGAGACUUUACUGAGGAAUACAUACAACGAGUCUAUAAAGAGGUUCAGAAUUUAGGAGCCGUUCGCUCAGAAUAUUGUGUUCAGUAUUACAACUCAUGGCCUGAAGGCAAACACCUCUACAUUCAGAUGGAGUUCUGUUCACAGAAUCUGCGGAAUAUUCUUGAAGUGAAACCACAAUUAUGUGACUUUGGUUUGGCUGUUGAGCACCAAAGGGAAACUCAAAGUCACUCCAAACACACGGGAACUCCUAAAUAUAUGGCCCCAGAAUUGUAUCAAUCAAAGUAUACUGUAAAAGUGGACAUCUAUAGCCUGGGUAUUAUUUCAAUGGAAUUGUUCGACAUAUCAUUAGAGGACAAUGAACUGGAUAAAUAUAUUUCAACGUCAUUUCACGAGAAGAUAUUGGGCCUGGUAUUAGACCAAGGUGUAGUGAUAUAUUACAUGGAAGUGAUCAGUGGUCACUUAGCAAGUGUAAUCCCUGCGAGUGAGUCGAUUAGUAAAUCACGUGAUAAUGAAUCCAAUGUCUCGACCGGAGGUGUGCAGAGUUUACGCGAGAAUUCUAAACAAAACAAUUUGAAAUUAGCUAGAAAGAAUUAA